Molecule: messenger RNA, 3043 nt
Organism: Beta vulgaris subsp. vulgaris (sugar beet)
Lineage: Eukaryota; Viridiplantae; Streptophyta; Magnoliopsida; Caryophyllales; Amaranthaceae
Product: probable beta-D-xylosidase 2
Exons: 7
Coding region: 414-2711 (765 amino acids)
Biological process (GO): xylan catabolic process; arabinan catabolic process
Cellular component (GO): plant-type cell wall
Molecular function (GO): xylan 1,4-beta-xylosidase activity; alpha-L-arabinofuranosidase activity
Source: RefSeq, a predicted model, not a curated record
UCAAAUCCCCCUUCCCUCCUUUGUAGUUAAUACAUUAUACUACCUUCGUGCACUUAUUUACGGUCUUCGUGGCUCAUAUAAAUAAUAAAAAAUCAUGUAUCGAAAUAAAUAGUUAACCAACCAAGCCAAAUAUAACAGAAUCAUCCGAUAUCCCCUACAUCACAUCAUCCCACAACUAUAUAUCCAACACUACUCUAUCUAAAUUCUAGCCAUCCUCUAAAAUUCCAAAAAAAAAAAAAAAAAAAAUAUUAUAUAUAUAAAAAUAAAAUAAAAUAACAAGUUGUGUCACACUAUAUAUACAAGUACACCCACGAUCAUAAACCAUAAUCCUCCACUCACAAGUCACAAACCUUAAAACUACCCUUACUCAAAAGUAACAUAUCCUUUCAUUAUAUACCACUUCCUUUAAUAAAAUGGAAGUUACGUUUAUUUUCUUUCUCCUCUUUCUAGGAAGGGUUUUUAUUUCGGACGUAGAGGCUCGGGGUCCAUUUGCAUGUAACCCGAAACAUGCUGGAUUCCGAGCCUUCCCAUUUUGUAAGACUACAUUACCCGUGGGGGAUCGUGUCCGAGACCUCAUCGGACGGCUAACAUUGCAAGAGAAGGUGAAGUUAUUAGUGGACAAUGCCGCCGCCGUUCCGAGGCUCGGAAUCCAAGACUAUGAGUGGUGGUCAGAGGCGUUACAUGGGGUUUCAAAUGUAGGGCCAGGGACUAAAUUUGGAGGGAAGUUUCCUACAGCCACUAGCUUCCCACAAGUUAUUACAACUGCUGCCUCUUUUAAUGCUUCAUUGUGGGAGGAGAUUGGACGGGUGGUGUCAGAUGAAGCAAGAGCAAUGUACAAUGGAGGGAUGGCAGGACUUACAUAUUGGAGCCCUAAUGUUAACAUUUUGAGGGACCCACGAUGGGGUCGUGGACAAGAGACUCCCGGUGAAGAUCCUGUACUUGCCGGUAAAUAUGCUGCUAGCUACGUUAGAGGCUUACAAGGUACAGACGGUGACCGGUUAAAGGUUGCUGCUUGUUGUAAACAUUAUACAGCUUAUGACCUUGAUAAUUGGGGUGGAGUUGAUCGCUUUCAUUUCAAUGCACAGGUUAGCAAGCAAGACAUAGUGGACACAUUUGAUGUGCCAUUUAGAGAAUGUGUAAUGGAAGGCAAAGUUGCUAGUGUCAUGUGCUCCUACAAUCAAGUUAAUGGCAUCCCUACUUGUGCUGAUCCUAAACUCCUUCGUAACACUAUUAGAGGAGAUUGGCGUCUUAAUGGAUAUAUAGUUUCGGAUUGCGACUCUGUUGGAGUUUUCUACAAGAACCAACAUUAUACCUCAACUCCUGAAGAAGCUGCUGCUGAUGCUAUUAAAGCAGGACUGGAUUUGGAUUGUGGGCCGUUCCUCGGCACCCACACAGAAGACGCCAUAAAGAGGGGCCUACUAAGUGAAAUUGAUGUAAACAAUGCCUUAACAAAUACACUUACUGUACAAAUGAGGCUAGGGAUGUUUGAUGGUCCACCAUCAGCCCAACCAUAUGGCCACCUUGGCCCAGCCGAUGUAUGUUCUCCAGCCCACCAAGAGUUGGCCCUUGAAGCCGCACGACAAGGCAUUGUCUUGCUUAAGAAUCACGGCCCAACUCUUCCUCUAUCCCAUAUCCGCCAUCGAAGUGUUGCAGUUAUUGGGCCCAAUUCCGAUGUCACCGUAACAAUGAUAGGCAAUUAUGCUGGUAUUGCAUGUGGGUAUACAACCCCCCUUCAAGGAAUUGGUAAAUAUGCCAAAACAAUUCACCAACAAGGCUGUGCAGAUGUGGGCUGCAUAGAUGACCGGCUAUUUGGGCCCGCAAUCAACGCAGCAACCCAAGCAGAUGCAACAGUGCUCAUAAUGGGCCUUGAUCAGUCCAUUGAGGCAGAGUUUAGGGACAGAGCUGGGCUACUCUUACCGGGCCGACAGCAGGAGCUUGUGUCCAAGGUUGCAGCAGCUUCAAGAGGGCCCAUAGUUUUGGUCUUGAUGAGUGGUGGGCCUGUGGAUGUGUCCUUUGCUAAGAAUGAUCCAAAGAUAUCUGCCAUAUUAUGGGCCGGGUACCCGGGUCAGGCUGGUGGGCAAGCCAUAGCAGAUGUUCUAUUUGGUACAACUAAUCCAGGUGGCAAAUUACCAAUGACAUGGUACCCUCAAGAAUACCUCAACAAGCUCCCUAUGACCAAUAUGGGGAUGCGUUCCGGACCUGGUUACCCUGGGCGAACCUACCGAUUUUAUCAAGGUCCUGUGGUCUAUCCCUUUGGACAUGGGUUGAGCUACACCCAUUUUACUCACACAAUAGCGGACGCCCCAAUGGAGGUCAUGGUUCCAUUGGACGGCCAUCGAAGGUCUAAUGCCAGUGCCUCUGGCAAAGCUAUCCGUGUGACUCAUGCAAGGUGUGGCCAACUCUCCUUGAUGGUACAUGUAGAUGUCAAGAAUGAAGGGUCCAAAGAUGGAGCCCACACCCUCCUUGUCUUCUCUAGGCCACCGGCAGGAAAAUGGGCCCCACAGAAGCAACUCGUUGCGUUCGAGAGGGUCCAUCUACCCGCGGGUUCCCAGCAAAGGGUGAGAGUCCACAUCCAUGUGUGCAAGUACUUGAGUGUGGUGGAUAAAUCAGGCAUCAGGAGAAUUCCAUUGGGUGACCACCAUAUCCACAUUGGUAAUGCUAGGCAUUCCAUCUCAGUCAAACCACAAACUCUAGGAGUCAUAAAAACCUAAUAUUCCAUUACUUUUGUUUAUCAUUAUGGUUUGGAAAUUACUUCUCCUCAUGCUCUCCAACAAUGGCGAUCAUGUCCGGCUCGAAGAGCAAGAUCUCGUUAGAAGUGGCCAUAAAUAUGGCUAGGUCAUCAAUUUGAUGGCUGUAUAGGUGUCUAUUCUUUAGCUUCAUGCAACAAAAGGUCUGUUGCGUUUGCAAUUUGAAGCAUGCUUCUUCAAGAUUACUACUAGUAUAUAUACUUCAAAAUUGUAUUCAACAGCAUUAGUACAUGUAUGCAAUUGUAGUCAGAAUAUUGUAUGUCUACAUCAAAUAUAUGAAUUGAAUGACUUGUUUA